Rana temporaria (common frog) is the source of this 1326-nucleotide messenger RNA. It is a transcript of the gene TRADD, whose product is annotated as TNFRSF1A associated via death domain. The coding region runs from base 79 to 1005 and encodes 308 amino acids. The record is from RefSeq and is a predicted model, not a curated record. Gene Ontology annotation, molecular function: transmembrane receptor protein tyrosine kinase adaptor activity. Gene Ontology annotation, cellular component: tumor necrosis factor receptor superfamily complex. NCBI's taxonomy places the organism in Eukaryota, Metazoa, Chordata, Amphibia, Anura, Ranidae. The transcript has 5 exons. Gene Ontology annotation, biological process: extrinsic apoptotic signaling pathway; positive regulation of canonical NF-kappaB signal transduction.
GUAUACACACCAUGACUUCUAGGAACAAUCACACCACUGUUAGACCUUUGGCACCUCUGAGAUACGCUCUGUACGUCUAUGGAUACUCAGAUUUCCGUCCAGGCCUCUGAGAUGGCGUCACUUCCCACCGAAUGGAUUGGGAGUGUUUACCUCUUCAUGCAUACUGAUCCUAACUCUCUGUGUGCGGAGUACGACACCAAUAAACCCUUGAUGUACAAGACACUCUGGGAUGCCUUGUCAGUAUUUUCCAGAAAUUCAAACUCUCCAGAGAUCCUAAAAGUUCUUAAAAGUGACCGACAUCUAAUUCUCCACCUCAAGUUCAAUGGAGAAGACACCUGUCUAGGAUUUCUUCGAGAUUACCGGGAGAGGAGGGUUCAUCUGCACAUACAAGAACAGCUGAGUCGUUGUUUAGGCAUAGAGUCUCUACAGGUCUUUCUGGAGCUCAAAGUGGACAACAUAAAGCUGGACAUGUUCCUCGAUGAGGAAGAAAAAUGUCUGGGACACAUUUACUCAUGUAAGCCAAGUUACGUCAAGGAUGAAGACCUUGCUGAGCUGGAAGAAAACUUCAUAAAUUUAUCUCUGGGAUCCAGUCACUCCACACAGAACAGCACCUCUUCUACCUCUCCAAUAGGGAACUCAACUCCUCCCCUCCCCCUCCGCUCAAUCUCAUCUGAACCAAGCACAUUCCAUUUCCAAGGACAAGAUUAUGCUGACAAACCUCUGACUUCAGAACACCAACAGCGGUUUGCAAAUUUGGUGGGCAAGUCUUGGAAGAAGGUUGGACGGUCAUUGAAGAAAAAUUGCCGGGCUCUAGAAGACCCCAAAAUAGACAACCUGGCCUACGAAUAUGACAAAGAAGGUCUUUACGAACAGGCCUAUCAGUUAUUGCGAUGUUUUAUGGAUGGUGAGGGCAGGAAGGCCACAUUAAAUAGACUGGUGGAUGCACUCGUGGAAUGCGAACUGAAUGUAAUAGCUGAGAAACUUUUGUCUUUGGAAGAAAUCUGAUUGGAUUAGGAAUCUCUAUAAGAACCCUGCUUAGUUUAGUAUAUCGUUUUCUCAGAUGUAUAGAAGGUGAUCUGGAGACCAAACCUCUGCUGAUGCUCUAUAGCAGGGGUCUCCAAACUUUUGAAAUAAAGGGCCAGUUUACUGUCCUUCAAACUUUAGGGGGGCCGGACUGUGGUCAUUGAAGGCAGAAAAUUCCCUGGCAUGGGCGGGAGUAAACAACGCAAUAAUCUUGGUGGUCCAUGGGAGUAAAAAAUUACAUUAUUGGUGUCAAUGGGCAAAGUAGUUUCCCAUCUCUAGUGUCAGUGGGAGGAAUAGUGCCCC